Molecule: messenger RNA, 1507 nt
Organism: Pieris rapae (cabbage white)
Lineage: Eukaryota; Metazoa; Arthropoda; Insecta; Lepidoptera; Pieridae
Gene: dmrt99B
Product: doublesex- and mab-3-related transcription factor A2
Exons: 6
Coding region: 192-1268 (358 amino acids)
Biological process (GO): regulation of transcription by RNA polymerase II; sex differentiation
Cellular component (GO): nucleus
Molecular function (GO): DNA-binding transcription factor activity, RNA polymerase II-specific; protein binding; RNA polymerase II cis-regulatory region sequence-specific DNA binding
Source: RefSeq, a predicted model, not a curated record
CAAGGAACGGUGUCUCGUUCCGUUUGCCGCUCGCGCUUUUGUACGUCCUAAUACUGUCCUAAUACUCUCCUAAUAUUGACCUAAUACUAUACAAUAAUAGCCAUUCCCAAAGAUAAAUAUUAUUCAGUGACGUUUAAAGAUGUGUUUCGUGUGUUUGUAACUUAUACUUUUGACUGGACUCGAAAGCGAAAAUGUCUCUACCGAACGGUGUUGAUGUAUCACAACUGGUGCAGCAUCCAGUUUUAGCUGCUCUCCCACCUUUCUUCCUGCGAGCCUCCGAGAGAUAUCAGCGGACCCCGAAGUGCGCGAGGUGCCGCAACCACGGCGUGGUAUCUGCCUUGAAGGGCCACAAGCGAUACUGUCGCUGGCGAGACUGCGUCUGCGCAAAAUGCACGCUCAUCGCUGAGCGGCAGCGGGUCAUGGCAGCACAGGUGGCGUUAAGACGUCAGCAGGCUCAAGAAGAGAACGAAGCUCGAGAGCUGAACUUGUUGUACGGAGGUCAGCCGUCUGCUGGACCGCACUUUCCAGAAUUAACUGACGAACCAGUUCAAAAACGCGCCCGAAUUACCGAGGUAUGCUCCAGUCCAUCACCACCCGAGACCCAGGAUUCCAAGACCCCGAUAAGGACCUCCCCUCUAGAUUCGCCCCCACCACGAUCUCCGUCAGACCAUGAAUUGAACGUGGAGGAAGAAUUGGAGCAUUCGGAACCUUCAUUGACGCCAGAAAAUCUGUCGCUCAAAGAAAGGCAGGAUGAGGUCAAGAAAGAGGACGAUGAUAAAUGGGACAACAACUUCAAGUACAGACGUGGUAAACAGGAGGGUCACACGCCAGAGUCUCUGGAGGACACCUCGCCCUUCCAAAAAUCACCCGUCGAUGUCCUCAUUAAAGUAUUUCCCAGGCGGAGCAGACAGGAAAUAGAAGUCAUCCUCGCCAGAUGUAAAGGGGACGUUGUGGCCGCUAUGGAAACUAUGGUCAACGGCCCUGAAUCUUCCUACAUGACUCCAGAUUCACCCUACAUGAACUACCAGUCCAAGUCUGCGUUUUCUCCGCUCUCUAAUCAUAGCUUUAAGUUCUCGCCUUCUAGAAGAUUCCUUACUCCUCCCUACAGUGGAACAGGAUAUUUACCUACGGUGAUAAGGCCACCUCCAGAAUAUAUGUCUUCGUUUCUACCACCUUCUGAACUGAUGUAUGGCAGGCAGCUGCAGGUGCCAUCUCCUGGUACUUCACCUACCUCUGAUAAUACGAAUAAUGAAGGGUUCUCCGAUUAGGGUUUGCAAAAUUGGACAGUGCUGUAAGCUGUCUUAUAAUGUUCACUGUAAAUAUAAAAAAAUGGUCACAUUGAAAUGAGGUAUUUCGUUAUUUUAGCAAAAUAAUAAAUAGCUUAGGAGAUCCGUUCACACAAGUUGUAAUAUAUCAAUAGUACCUAUGUUUAAUAUCCUUUCAAGGAAAUAAUAUUCGGUAAUAAGAAAAAGAUGCUCUUGACGAAUAAAAUUAGUGAUAUUAUUUU